Messenger RNA from Vigna umbellata (rice bean), 2019 nucleotides. Lineage: Eukaryota; Viridiplantae; Streptophyta; Magnoliopsida; Fabales; Fabaceae. The record is from RefSeq and is a predicted model, not a curated record.
AUGAAUGAUGAUGGAAAUUUCCAACUAUUAGAUCAAAAUUUUGUGUCAUUAUGGGAGAGUUUCACUCAUCCAACUGACACAUUGGUUCCAACUCAAGUAAUGGAGUUAGGUGGAGAACUCUAUUCUCGACAAGGACAGCUCAACUUCUCAACUGGAAAGUUCAAACUUUAUCUACAACACGAUGGGAAUCUUGUGCUUAAGCUUAUAAAUUUGCUUAGCAACUAUAGUAAUGCUGUUUACUUUAAUACUGGCACUGCUGAUUUAAACAACGAAACAAAUGUUGGCAAGAGAUUUGUAUUUGAUAAAUCAGGCUUCUUGUAUGUAAUGAAGAAAAGUGGGGAAAAGUUUAAUGUCAGCACAUCAAACGAUACCAUCUCUUCUAAUGAUGUCUACUACAAAGCAACACUCAAUUUUGAUGGAGUUUUGACUGUAUCAUAUUAUCCCAAAGAUCCAAACAAAGAACAAAAGUGGGUCACUUUAAAGACAAUACCAGAAAAUAUUUGUCUAGAUUCUACUUUCACAGAUGGUGGAGGAGUUUGUGGAUUUAAUAGCAUAUGCAACCUGAAAGAUGACCAGAGACCCAUGUGUAACUGCCCAGAGAAAUAUUCUCUAAUUGAUUCAAAUAACAUGUAUGGUGGUUGCAUACCAAAUUUCCAAGUAAUUUGUCAAGGAGGUGGUCAGAUGGGUUCACUAGAUGAUUACAUGAUGAAAGAGUUGCAAAACACUGACUGGCCAAAAUCGGAUUAUGAAACAGUAAGUCCUUGUACUCUAGAACAGUGUACAAAAUCUUGUUCGCAAGAUUGCUUAUGUGUGCUGGUUACUUUCAGUGGAAAUUCUUGCUGGAAGAAGAAGCUACCACUCACAAAUGGGAGAAGAGGUAAAGAAGUAAAUGCAACUUCUAUCAUGAAAUUGAUGAAAAAUGAUGAGCUCUUGACUCCUUUACCAAACAAAAAGAUGAAAGAAGAUCAUGAUACCUUGAUCAUCGUGAUAUCAGUUCUUUUGGGCUUCUCUGUGUUGGUCAUUUUAAUGUUGGUUGGUACAAUGUAUUUUGGUUUCUCCUACAACCGGAAGAAGAUCAAAAGUGGUGGAACCAACGAUGGUGUUGUUGGGAAAAACUUGCGUAACUUCACCUUCAAGGAACUUGUAGAAGCAACAAGAAACUUUAGUGAAGAACUGGGAAGGGGAUCUUUCAGCAUUGUGUACAAAGGAAGAAUAGACAUGACAAGUGUGGCUGUUAAGAAAUUAGACAAAUUGUUUCAAGACAAUGAUAAGGAAUUUCAAACUGAAGUGAAUGUAAUAGGUCAAACUCAUCAUAGGAAUCUGGUUCGUCUACUUGGAUAUUGCAAUGAAGGACAACACAGAAUUUUGGUGUACGAGUUUAUGAGCAAUGGCACUUUAGCAAGCUUCCUUUUCACCCCUUUGAAAGCAAAUUGGAGACAACGAUUUGACAUUGCCUCUGGGAUUGCAAGAGGUCUUGUUUACUUGCAUGAGGAAUGUUGUACCCAAAUCAUCCACUGUGACAUAAAGCCACAGAAUAUACUUCUAGAUGAUCAAUGUAAUGCCAGAAUUUCAGAUUUUGGAUUAGCAAAGUUGUUACUGAUCAAUCAAAGCCACACUGAAACUGGAAUCAGAGGAACCAAAGGGUAUGUUGCACCAGAUUGGUUUAGAAGUUCACCAAUCACUACUAAGGUUGACACUUAUAGUUUCGGAGUGUUGUUAUUAGAGAUAAUUUGUUGCAGGAGGAAUGUGGAAAAGGAGCUUGCUGAUGAAGAAAAAGGGAUAUUGACAGAUUGGGCAUAUGAUUGCUACAAGAGUAGAAGACUAGACAUUCUUCUAGAAAAUGAUGAUGAAGCUAUUAAUAACAUUAAUAGUUUUGAAAAAUUUGUCAUGGUUGCUCUUUGGUGUAUUCAUGAAGAUCCCUCUCUUAGGCCAACAAUGAAGAACGUUUUGCUGAUGCUGGAAGGAAUUAUUGAAGUUUCAAAACCCCCAAAUCCCUACCUUUACAGUUCUGCCAGUUAA